Messenger RNA from Trichogramma pretiosum, 333 nucleotides. RefSeq lists its product as uncharacterized. The coding region runs from base 1 to 333 and encodes 110 amino acids. The record is from RefSeq and is a predicted model, not a curated record. Lineage: Eukaryota; Metazoa; Arthropoda; Insecta; Hymenoptera; Trichogrammatidae. The transcript has 3 exons.
AUGGAUGAAAAAGAAGGAACAAUGAUUCUCAAAGGAUAUAUGAAAACCAUGUUUGUUACUGUGUCCAGCAAAUUCGAUAAUGGUUCUUAUGGGUCUGGAGCUGUUGGAGAUGGCGAAUUCAAAAUAUCAGUGCAUAUAAAUAAUUAUACGCCAAUUUUGUUUAAUAAAGGAACUCCUGUCCUCCUCACAGGAGAAAUAAAAAAGAACGCACCUUGUACGAUUGUAUGUUCUGAUUCAUCCUGCAUUCGUAAAGACGACGAAAGAGAACCAAUAUCACCCAUUAUACUGAUUAAUGGCAACAAAACCCCGAAGAGACACACCAGACCCGAAUAG